Messenger RNA from Cololabis saira (Pacific saury), 1717 nucleotides. It is a transcript of the gene bfsp2, whose product is annotated as beaded filament structural protein 2, phakinin. The coding region runs from base 84 to 1460 and encodes 458 amino acids. The transcript has 8 exons. Gene Ontology annotation, cellular component: intermediate filament. Lineage: Eukaryota; Metazoa; Chordata; Actinopteri; Beloniformes; Belonidae. Gene Ontology annotation, molecular function: structural molecule activity. Gene Ontology annotation, biological process: intermediate filament organization. The record is from RefSeq and is a predicted model, not a curated record.
ACACGUUUCUAGAACCCUGCCGUCCCAUAAAUCCUGGUGGCGAGCAGCUCUGAGCGGUUUGACACUGGGAGCUACUGAGCACCAUGCCUCUUCCCCGACGCCGCUCAUCCUUUCUCGGACAGCCGCCCACCGAGCGCCCGGCCUCUACCUCCUGUGGGAGGAUGGGCGCGGCGACGACCACUGCCCCCCGCGGCGUCUUCGUGGGGCCUGCACCUCCAGUGGGCGUGGCCUCUGGGCUGGGGACACGGGUGUCCCGCAGAGCCCUGGGGAUCAGCAGCGUGUUCCUCCAGGGCAUGAGGAGCACCGCGGUGCCCGUACUGCCCCGGGCCGGGGAUCGGUCUGCCGGGCACGGAGCGGCGGCAGCAGCGGGGAGCCUGAACAGCUCCCUGAUGGAGUAUCGUGACAAAGUGAGAGCCCUGGAGCAGCUGAACCAGCAGCUGGAGCAGCAGAUCCGCCUGAACCUGGACCGCAAGGCCUCCACCGCCGGAGCCUGGGGGGCCCUCCGUAGGGAGUGGGAGGAAGUCUACAGACAGGUCAGUGAAGCCAUCCUGGACAACGCUCGACUGAUGCUGCAGACAGAAAACGUUCAGGCCAACGCAGAGGACUUCAAGGAGAGGUAUGAGAACGAACAGCCGUUCAGGAGAGCUGUGGAGGAGGAGAUCAGCUCCCUGUACAGAGUGAUCGAGGAGGCCAACACGACAAAGGCAGAGCUGGAGGAGCAGAUGGACGACAUGAGGGCAGACCUUCGCAGCCUGGAACAGAACCACGAGCAGGAUGUGCGCUUCCUCUACAAUCAGAUGGCCGGCCGUGAGGUGGACGAACCCGACGCUCCCAUAGAAACCAGUCUGGACCAGAUCCUGGCCUACAUCCGGAGUCACUGGGAAAAGGUGACAGAGAGGAACCGAGCUGAUACUGACAGCUACCUGGAGUGUAAGGAAACGCAGUGUGUGGGCAGCAGGCUGAGUCCUGAGGAGGAGCAGGUGGAGGCACUGAAGGCCGAGUGCAGUGAUACUGGCUGUAAGAUCCAGAGUCUACAGGCUGAGACAGAGUCCAUCAGAGCGCUGAAACGAGGUCUGGAAAACUCAUUAACCGAUGCACGCCACUGGCACGAUAUGGAGCUGCAGAACCUGGGCUCGGUGGUGGCCAAGCUGGAGGCAGAGCUGGGCGACGUGCAUGCUGAAAUCGAACAGCAGCGGCGCGACUACGACACGUUGCUGAACAACAAGCAACGGCUGGAACAGGAGAUCGGCCUGUACCACGGUAUCCUGGAUGGGGAAGAGAACCGCUUCCAGCCCAUCACCAGGAUGCAGGAGACGAAUUUAAGUGUAUUGGACUCAAGACGUUACCCUGAGGAACCCCACAGGUGUUCAGGUGCGCAGAGAGAGUGUGAAGGAGCUGCUGCUCCAAACUCCAGGAUUGACAUUCCAGGACCCCCAGAACCUCUAGGACCAGGUCAGUGAGGAGGUUCUGGUCUUUCUGGAUCUCUGUGAACUCCAUUGGACUUACCCGUCCUCCACCGAGUGUUGCAGUUCUCUGUGACUGUGGUGUAUUAGAACAGAUGAAGCGUGCUGCUAAACCAGAACGAGACGACCCCGCAAGAACCGUAAACCAGAUCCAUCUGCAGGUUCUGGCUAUGGAGAUGCUUCAGACUGGAUCCAGAAAUGAGAAAUGAAUGUUACCUGUUUGGUUUUUCAUGAAUAAAAUGACUGAAAGUGAA